Scedosporium apiospermum is the source of this 2619-nucleotide messenger RNA. RefSeq lists its product as uncharacterized. NCBI's taxonomy places the organism in Eukaryota, Fungi, Ascomycota, Sordariomycetes, Microascales, Microascaceae. Gene Ontology annotation, molecular function: protein binding. Bases 1 to 2619 code for a protein of 872 amino acids. The transcript is spliced from 2 exons. The record is from RefSeq and is a predicted model, not a curated record.
AUGUCUUCAUACUCGUACUCUUCUUUGCCGGAGGGCAGUAUUCGCCUAAUCCGGCUUCUGCCACAUCAAGACAAGAAUUCCCCCAUCCAGUGCCAGCUCUUCGACUGCCCUCUCUUUGAGUCAGAAAGCACUUAUCCGUACGAGGCUUUAUCCUACGUAUGGGGCUCUGAGGAAAAGCCUCAGUCUAUCUCUAUGGAUAAUCAUAGCUUCCUAGUCGGCCAAAACCUUCACGCGGCGUUGUUGCAUCUUCGAAGUCGCUUUUUGGAGCGAAUCCUAUGGAUAGAUGCUGUUUGUAUCGACCAAGGAAACCUAGCUGAAAAGGGACUUCAAGUUCAGUCUAUGGCGAAGAUCUUCGCUAAAGCAAGUCGUGUAAUUGUAUGGCUUGGAGAGGCCGCUGCCGACAGUAAUCAAGCCCUUGAAGAUAUACGCGUUGCUGCAGCCAAGCAGUCUAGGACACCCUCAACCGACGAAGCGAACGCGUGGAGUAGAGCGUAUCGCGGCGGCAGAGGACUCGACCAGAAAGCGAUUCUCACGCUGCUUCAGCGGCCAUGGUUUGAACGUAUCUGGGUACUUCAAGAGGUUGCCGCAGCCCGGCAUAUACUGAUCAAGUGUGGCCACACGGAGAUUGACGGAUAUGCCUUCUGCUCAGGCCUGAGCGCAUUGAAACUAUCCUACGAAACUUGCCCAGACCGGCAAGCUCUGAUCUAUUCGGCAACCUACCUUAUAAGGGAUGCAGCGCUCCGGCCUAGAUGCGCGACUAGUCAUCACCUUGACAGGUUUUCACUCAACAUAUGCACCCUCGGUGAGCUGGUAGAUAUGUACCACACUCGCAAAGCCACCGAUCCCCGCGAUAAGGUCUACGCAUUACUCGGCAUGUGCUCCGAUAGUCCUGGGUUAGCAGGGUUAUCAGCCGACUAUGGCAUAUUAUGGAGAGAGCUCUUCCGGCGACUGGUUAACUUCCUCAUCUCUGAACAGAUGUCAGUGCACACCCGGGAUGAUACGGAGAUGGCGAUUAUUGAGGGCAAGGGCCUCAUUCUCGGCGAAGUAUUGUCAGCUAUGAGGGAUACCAACUGGGAAGACAGACAGAUUGUGGAAAUUGCCUGGGGGGAUCAUCCUUACUGUAUUGGCAUAGAAGAGACACCGGAGUCCAGCUGGACCUUCCAGGCCCCUGCAAAGUCUAUUCAAGGAGGAGAUCUCGUCUGCCUUCUACAAGGAGCGUCGCGGCCUACAAUCAUCCGGCUAUACAACGAUCAUUGGAUCGUUAUAAUGACUGCGGUGCCCCCGACAGACGAUCUACAUGGACCAACUAGAGAUACCAAAUGGACUGAACUUUUACAUUCGACAACAACCUUUCCGCAUGAUUUUCUGCUUGUGUGGGACUGGGAUAUGGACCCUAGCAAGUCACAAGACGGAGAAGAUCGCGAAUACUUCGUACACCGUCGACCUCAUGAAUGCUCCAAAACAGAGUUGGAGGAUAAUUUGAACAAAGCGAUCAGGUUGGGGAAAGUUGGAAUGGCGUUGCAAGGAGUCAACGGCCGCGAAAAGAGCCGGAAAUAUCUCCGAAAAGCAAUGAAGAUCUUUGAGGCUGCUUCGAGAGACAUGGUCAGCCGUUGGAGAAAUGUUGAUGGAAAGUUAAAAAGAAUGACAGACCUUCUUAUCAUGUACAAGGACGCAUGGGCGCCGUUAAUGGCGGCAGAGGCCUGGCACGAAGUUGUCGUUAAGCUGCUGCUUGAUGCUAUCAAGGUUGCCCUAGACGCUGAUCGAACGCGGCUGCUGUCUUGGGCGGCCGAAAAGGGGGUCGAGGUGCUUGUCAAGACACCGCUGUCUUGGGCGGCCGAGAAUGGGCACAGGGUAGUCGUCAAGCUGCUCCUUGAUACCUACAAUCUCGACCUAAAUGAUGAAUAUACAUUAGGAAAAAAAGCACUACUGUUCUGGGCGGCACAGAAUGGGCAUGAGGCAGUCGUUAAGCUGCUACUUGAUACUGGAAAGGCUGACUUAGAAGCUAAGAACUGGCAUGGCCAGACGCCGCUAAGCUUAGCAGCAAAGAAUGGGCACGAGGCAGUUGUUAAGCAGCUGGUUGAUACUGGAAAGAUUGACUUAGUUACUUUGGACCGGCGCAUGCAGACGCCACUAAGCUUAGCAGCAGAGAAUGGGCAUGAGGCAGUCGUUAAGCUGCUACUUGAUACUGGAAAGAUUGACUUAGAUGCCGAGAAGAACUGGGGUGGCCAGACGAUGCUAAGCUUAGCAGCAGAGAAUGGGCGUGAGGCAGUUGUCAAGCUACUACUCGAUACUGGGAAGGUCAACCCCAAUGUUCGGGAUAGGUCAGAUAGGAUGUCGCCGCUAUCGUGGGCAGCUAAAAACGGCCAUGAGGGGGUUGUUAAGCUGCUGCUUGAUACUGGAAAGGCUGACUUAGAAGCUAAGAACUGGCGUGGGCAGACGCCACUAAGCUUAGCAGCAAAGAAUGGGCACGAGGCAGUUGUUAAGCUGCUACUUGAUACUGGAAAGGCUGACUUAGAAGCUAAGAACUGGCAUGGCCAGACGCCGCUAAGCUUAGCAGUAGAGAAUGGGCACCAGGCAGUUGUUGAGCUGCUACGAAGUAAACGGCAACGUCUAUCAUAG